UGCUUUCCCAGAUACUACCAGCAGUUCAACAACAUGACUUAAUCAGCAGAAGCAAGACAAUAAAACUAUUGCGACAUGCAAAGAAAGACUUAAAGACAUGUUUAGUAUUUGCAGAGCAUCAAUGGCAGCACCAUAAAGUCGUGUGACACGUGUCACAUGUAACUGAUUUACCUGUGAAAGGACUCAAUCAUCAUCUGAGCCUGGAGUUUGAACUCAAAUAUGGAAGGAGAAAUUUAGAUGGAUCGUCAGUCUGCAGUCAGUCACGAGGAUUAUUUGCACCGCUGAGCAUGGGAACUGUGCCAUUGCAUCGUGUGUGUGGAAUAUUUGUAUUCCUCAGUGCAUGUCUGAUUUCCUUCACACCGCCUUGUGAUGGAGGAAACAUCCUGGUGUUCCCAGUGGACGGCAGCCACUGGAUCAAUAUGAAGAUCCUGCUGGAAGAGCUUCAUGCCAGGGGACACAACAUCACCGUGAUAAGAGCCUCCACCAGCUGGUACAUCCCAGAAAAGUCUCCUCUCUACACAUCCCUUACUUUACAAAUGGAUGUAGGAAUAGAAAACUUCUUUGACGUGUACCUGCAGGAGCAUAUGCGGGCGCAGAGAGAGGGGGCCUCAGCACUUACUUUCUUCAAACUCACCAAGGACUUCCUCUCUAUGAUUUCUACAGCCCAUUCAUUGUGGGCUGAAAGCCUGGUUCAAUUCUUCGAUGAUGAACAGAAGAUCAAAAGCUUAAUGGAUUCUCAAUAUGAUCUUGUUCUUACCGACCCCGCCAUAGCGCCAGGGGUUGUACUCGCCAAGUAUCUCAAACUGCCCACAGUGCUCAAUGUGCGCUGGAUCACCAGCGGAGAUGGACAAUUUGCGAUAGCUCCCUCACCACUUUCUUACAUCCCAGUUCCAGGAUCGGGCUUUACAGACAAAAUGAAUUUCAUCCAGAGGGUCAAGAACAUGCUGUUCUACAGUAUUAUACUUUUCCAGCAGAAAUUCAUGGUGGGCCCAAGCUAUGAUGCCCUGUGUGAAAAAUAUAUCGAGGGUGGAUGUGACAUCAUAUCACUUCUACAGGAAGCAGACAUCUGGCUGUUCAGAUCAGAUUUUGUGUUUGAUUUCCCACGGCCCACGAUGCCAAACGUCAUCUACAUAGGAGGGUUCCAGUGCAAACCAGCCCAGCCUCUGCCGGCAGACCUGGAGGACUUCGUUCAGAGUGCCGGGGAGCACGGAGUGAUCAUCAUGACUCUGGGAACUUUGGUUAAUGCUUUGCCCAAAGCAGUUGCAGACGAAAUUGCUAGCGUCUUUGCGAAGAUGCCUCAGAAGGUGAUAUGGAGGCACAAAGGAGAGCGUCCCUCUACUUUGGGCAACAACACCCUGAUAGUGGACUGGAUGCCACAGAAGGACCUCCUGGGCCACCCACAGACCAAAGUCUUUGUCGCUCACGGUGGGACCAAUGGAGUCCAGGAGGCCAUUUACCACGGGGUGCCUGUGCUCGGCAUACCCUUGUUCUUUGACCAGUAUGACAACCUUCUCCGCCUGCAGGAUAGAGGAGGUGCGAAGAUCAUUCAGCUCGGUGACGUGAACGGCCACAGUUUUGAGCAAGGUAUCAACGAGGUGCUCCAUCAGGACAGCUACAGACAGAACAUGCAAAGACUGUCACGCUUGCACAGAGAUCAGCCAAUGGCACCCAUGGAUCAGGCCAUCUUCUGGGUGGAAUAUGUGAUACGCCAUAAAGGGGCUCCUCACCUGCGUACAGAGGCCUAUAAGAUGGCCUGGUACUCAUACUACUGUUUAGAUGUACUGCUACUAUUACUGACUGUAGUGACUGUGCUGCUGCUCUCUACUUUGGCCAUGUUCAGGUUCCUGUGCUGCAGAAGUAGAAGAAAGACCAAAACCAAACAAAACUGAGGUCUAAUUUGUUUAGAAAUCAGCUGCAGUGAGUUCUAUAGAGCAUUGUGUUCAGACAAAAACAUACAUCUUAAUGUAUCUCAUUUGUAUCUCUGUUAUUUAUGAAGUAAAGUGAGAGUCAGUCAAUUGAUUUAGUCACAUUGAAUAUAAAUAGUGUGAAACAAUUUAGCCCCCUUUCUACUGAAAUGUGCUGGAAAAUGUAAUUGGACAGUUUAAGAUAACACUUUUAAGACAUUCACAAAUCAACAACAUAAUUCUGUAAUUUCACAUCUACUGUAAUGAAUAAGCAUAGAGCAGCGGGCUGACUGCCUGAUCCAUUUCCACUGUAACAAAAUCUUGACCACCUUUAAUCUUGAUAGUAUUAGGUGGAAACAUAAUGUACAGACAGUCAACACCUGUUAUGAAUUCUGUGUCUUAUUUGCCACAAUUUCAUGACAUUUUUGACUGAAGCAUCCAUGAAUAAAAAAUGUAUUUAAAAGGAA
Acanthopagrus latus (yellowfin seabream) is the source of this 2371-nucleotide messenger RNA. RefSeq names its product UDP-glucuronosyltransferase 2C1-like. The coding region runs from base 288 to 1889 and encodes 533 amino acids. The transcript has 4 exons. Gene Ontology annotation, molecular function: UDP-glycosyltransferase activity. The record is from RefSeq and is a predicted model, not a curated record. Lineage: Eukaryota; Metazoa; Chordata; Actinopteri; Spariformes; Sparidae.